GCAGAAGCUGGACACUCCGUGCAGCUGCUAGGUCCGCUAGGGUGUCUGCUUGGAAGUGUUCGCUCCUGGACCUGAGUGCUGAGCAAAGGAGUCUGGCUAUUACCUAUGGGACAAGGGCAUCGGCUGGCUUGUCAGCAGGGACGCGACAGGCUCACAGCUGUCACUUGGAAGAGAAUCAGCCACGGGAUAGGAAGUUACUGUUGCGGUCCUGCUGACUGGUGAUGAGGGUCUGACACGGAGAAGCUUCUGGAGAAGAUCUCGCGAACCUGGAUGUGAGGAGGGAGGCACCAAGACUGAAUUGGUUCAGCCGGAAGGCUAACCCGACCCCUUAAAGUGUCCUUUGCUGGUGCGUGGGUGAAUGAGGUCCCCCGAGGGCCCAAGAUGAGCCGGCAGUAGGGUCAGCUCAGCGUUGAGCACGGCCUUCCGGCCCGCCGUGGUGCGCUGGAGGUGGCCGCUCAGCCAGUCCUGCAGGGGGCGCUGUGGGAACAGUCUGGCUGCCGGACGUGCGCGGUGCGUCCCGGGCAGGGGGCGGGGCCGCCUGAAUGCGGAAGCGGAGAAGCCCACGUGGGCUGGCGGGGGCGGUCGUGGCUGGGCUGUCCAGUUUGGGGCAGUCUCUGAGCUCGUAGUGUGGGCUGUUCUGUUUGUUCUUGUCUCGGGGGCUGGGUGAGGGCGGCCGUCAGGUCCCCUUCGCUCGUUUGUUGAGAGCCUGGGAGCAGGGGGCGAGUCCCCGGCGGGGCGUGUAUCAUGGGACUACUCUCGACCUUCAGGGGCGCGACCCGGUGCUGCUCCGGUCACUUCAUCACCCGUCAUUUCUCCCAAGCAGCGCGGCGUGGGGUGCGGCCUGGCGGGGAGGAGCUAAGCCGUCUGCGGCUGGAUGACCUGCCGCCGACGCAGCGGCUGGAGCUUCUGUUUGGCCUGUCCCCAUGUCUGUUGGCACUUCAGGCCUCCCGCCGCCGCGUGGCCAGGCUCCUGCUCCAGGCCGGCAAGGCCGGGCUGCAGGGGGAGCGGGCCGAGCUGCUCCGGGCGGCCGAGGCGCAGGGCAUUCCAGUUCUGCGACCCAGACGGCAGAAACUGGACGCCCUGUGCAGCUACCAGGUCCACCAGGGCGUCUGCUUGGAGGUGAGCCCGCUGCGGCCCCGGCCCUGGACUGAGGCCGGGGAGGCGAGCCCAGGCGACGACCCCCAGCAGCUGUGGCUCGUCCUCGAGGAGCUUCAGGAUCCCCGGAAUCUUGGAGCUGUGCUGCGCUCCGCUCACUUCCUCGGAGUGGAUAAGGUCAUCACUAGCCGGAGAAACAGCUGCCCGCUCACUCCAGUAGUCAGCAAGGCCAGCGCGGGGGCUAUGGAGGUGAUGGACGUGUUCUCCACUGAUGACCUGGCCGGUUUUUUACAGGCCAAAGCCCAGCAGGGCUGGCUCGUGGCUGGCACAGUGGGCGGCCCAAGGCCUGAGAUCUCCCAGUCCUCCGAGAUCCCUAUCACUAGUUGCUUGGAUUUCCUCUGGGACCGGCCUACUCUCCUCGUGCUGGGGAAUGAGGGCUCUGGUCUGUCCCAGGAAGUGCAGGCCUCCUGCCAGCUUCUCCUCACCAUCCUGCCUGGGCGCCAGCUGCCUCCUGGACUCGACUCUUUGAACGUCUCUGUGGCUACAGGAAUUCUUCUUCACUCCAUAUGCAGCCAGAGGAAGAGUUUCCCUGCAGAGAGGGAGAAGGCACCUUCUCCAAGACCCCCAAGAACUUGAGCCAUGUCUGAGACAGAGUGGCUCAGCAUCCAGGACUGUCUUCAGGAUGGGAAAAAGGCAAACUGGGAAGUGACUCGGACCAUCUGCGAUGUGCAUGUGCUGGAGUAGGGACUGUUGCACACACAUCCACGUGCUCCGGUGUGCGGGAGUCUCCACUGAGUGUGCACUGAGGUCCUUGUUUAUCGACCAUGGUCUUGGGGGUUCAGGGACUUCGGGAUGGAGAACAGAGAGGAAGUUCAGUUUCCUGUUUGGAUGUUGGAACUGCGGUGGGAGAUGCUAGUUUGUUAAUUUCCAGGACAGGCUGGGAUGGAGGGAGUCUGUCCGCCUGGGCCCUGCCUAGAAGUCAAGGGCAAGUCUAGACAUUGGGAGGGGAGCAGGCAGCCUAGUCCGGGGGUCCUGUUCCUCUUGAACCAGCUGUUGCCUGUGGCAAAUGUGAGUGUGAGAAUGUAGAGGGAGGCCUGGGGCCUUUGUGUAGGGUAGACUGGGCACAAAUCCAGGCUCAAAUACUGCCCCUCUGUGGGGCCUUGAGCACGCAUCUUCAUCUUUAUGUGCCUCAGACCCUUGUUUGCACCUACCUCACAGGUUUGUUAGGAUCAAAUAAAACAUCAUCCGGUA
This is a messenger RNA of Lemur catta (Ring-tailed lemur), 2346 nucleotides long. RefSeq names its product mitochondrial rRNA methyltransferase 1 (gene MRM1). The transcript has 5 exons. Lineage: Eukaryota; Metazoa; Chordata; Mammalia; Primates; Lemuridae. The record is from RefSeq and is a predicted model, not a curated record. The coding region runs from base 745 to 1731 and encodes 328 amino acids. Gene Ontology annotation, cellular component: mitochondrion. Gene Ontology annotation, biological process: rRNA methylation. Gene Ontology annotation, molecular function: RNA methyltransferase activity; RNA binding.